Messenger RNA from Aegilops tauschii subsp. strangulata, 721 nucleotides. The record is from RefSeq and is a predicted model, not a curated record. Lineage: Eukaryota; Viridiplantae; Streptophyta; Magnoliopsida; Poales; Poaceae.
GGGAUUCUCUGCACCUCCACGGCCCAAAGGCCAUCGGAGGCAACACGGACCGGCGGCCACGGCGACGGGAGAACGAGAAACCCUAGUUGCCUGGGAGUAGCUUCUUGGGGAGGAGGAAAGGAAAGAUGCCUAAAGUGUGAAAGUUUGAUUGAAUGCCUUCUAGAAUGUUACACUCUGAGGUUUUGUGGGAAUGGCAUUGUCCUAUGGUCUUUCGCUAAAUACAUCAUUUGUUUUCUUUACUCAAAGCCAGUGCAACCUUGGGAAUCAAAUAAUCUCGGUGGAACGGGUGAGCCAAUACAUGGACAUACCAAGUGAAGCAGCAGAAAUCAUUGAAGACAAUCGACCAUUAGCAGAUUGGCCCCAAAAUGGCAAUGUGGAGAUUAGGCAUUUGAAGAUCAGGUAUAGGAUAGAUGCUCCCCUUGUACUACAUGGAAUCACUUGCAAUUUUGAAGGUGGAGAUAAGAUUGGUAUAGUUGGUCGAACAGGAAGUGGCAAGACAACGUUAAUUGGUGCAUUGUUUCGCCUUGUUGAACUUGAUGAAGGGAAAAUAAUUAUAGACUCUGUGGAUAUUAGUACGAUAGGCUUACAUGAUCUGCGAUCGCGUUUGGGUAUCAUUCCACAAGAUCCAACACUUUUUCAGGGUACAAUAAGAUACAAUCUAGAUCCUCUUGGGCAAUUCUUUGGUGAAAAAUAUAUGGGAGGUAAGAUUCUGCACAACUAA